UUGUGAAGGCGUCGAAAAUGUCGUUUCCUGUCAAGGGUUGAACUCGCCGAAAAUUCUGGUAAUCAAUGCUACAUUUGGAAGAUAUGAUGGAUCCACAUGCCCACAUUCGUCUGUUUCGUCUUUUACAUCACCAUGUACCAUGACUGCUACAGAAAAGGUAAAACUAUUGUGCCAGGAUCAAACAACAUGUUCACUAACUCCUUCAAAUUCUGAAUAUGGUGGCGACCCGUGUCCAGCAAUUUUUAAAUAUCUGACGAUUUAUUACAGAUGUUCAGUUGAAGACUUCUUUAUCAACGAAUAUUAUGAGCAAGAAGAACAUGAGGUUUUACAUAAAGUGUUACUGACAACAGAUGCAAUGUCGUCCAUUGAUUGUGCUAGGACUUGUACGUUCAAUAUUGACUGUUAUGGAUUCGAAUACAAACCAGAUGAUCUCACUUGCAAUAUUGUCUCAAGUGUAACAAUUGGUUCUGGUAAAAUAACUUAUUUUGUAAAAUGUACUUAAAAGUUCAAAAAAAUAUGAA
Molecule: messenger RNA, 521 nt
Organism: Mytilus trossulus (common blue mussel)
Lineage: Eukaryota; Metazoa; Mollusca; Bivalvia; Mytilida; Mytilidae
Exons: 2
Coding region: 140-502 (120 amino acids)
Molecular function (GO): carbohydrate binding
Source: RefSeq, a predicted model, not a curated record